Molecule: messenger RNA, 2086 nt
Organism: Ostrea edulis (European flat oyster)
Lineage: Eukaryota; Metazoa; Mollusca; Bivalvia; Ostreida; Ostreidae
Exons: 1
Coding region: 180-1661 (493 amino acids)
Biological process (GO): positive regulation of DNA-templated transcription
Cellular component (GO): nucleoplasm; chromatin
Molecular function (GO): protein binding; ubiquitin-protein transferase activity; zinc ion binding
Source: RefSeq, a predicted model, not a curated record
UGUUGUACUCAUAACGAUCUUUAUCAAAACGACCUUUAAAUUGAUUUUCAAAAGGAUUCACAUUCUUUUGGUAUUUAUUUUUCGCAAUCUGGAAGACAAAUCUGUUAUCUUAUCUAUAACCUUGCAAUGUGGCAAUAAUGUUUUCAAAACGUUGUCAGGGGUGAUUUCAUUUAAACAAAAUGGCAGAGAGCGUACCCGAACAAAGACUGGGGACUCCUCAGAAACACCUCCCGACGUGUGACAAACAUAGUGAACUUAUUGAUAUUUUCUGUGAGGACUGUGAUGAAUUCAUUUGUACUGACUGUGCCAAAACGGACCACAAAGAUCACAACUGGGUCACAAUAGUCAAGGCGGCCAGUCAAAGGAGGAGACAACUCUUCCGGUUUAUACAGAAUAUCAAGGGAAAGAAAGUACCAGAAAUGGACAGAAUAAUAGAACAUACAUCGAUCAUGAUGAGCGAAAUUGAAAAGCGAGGCGAAAGCGAAAUGCAAAAGAUACGGAAGCACUUUGAGGAAAUCAUAGCGAGACUUAAAGAAAAAAAGACAGGUCAUCAAAAAACUCUUGAAGACAAUCUCAUUGAAAGAUAUGAGCAGGUGAAUUGUUCGAAAACAAAGUACGAAGGACAGAAAAAAAAGCUUGUUGAGAUGGUGAAAUUGAUGGAGGAGAAUAAUAGCACCAUGUCUGAUUACAAAUUGAUUAAUCAUCACAGAGAAAUGUCACAACAUGUGUCUGCUAUGGAUGUUGACACAAAGAUCUGUGAUUUUUCAUUGAGAUACAUAUUUCGAAAACCCAAUGAUGACGAAUUGGAUUUUCUGAUGGGACAAAUGUUUGAUUUAAAGAACAUUAGAGCUACUGAAACAAACUCAUUUCAAUACAGUGAUUCACGUACUACCAUACUGAAUGCCUUUAGUGAGAAUGAUACUUAUAUCAAAUAUUUUAAGUCGGAUUGCAUUGAACAUAUCAACAAACAAGGUGAUAAGAAACAUAAAUACAAUGUUACUGCGAGUGACAUCUGUGUGACAGAUACCGGUGAUGCUUAUUUCACUGACUAUAAGGACAAUACCAUCGGCCGUCUGUCUCCGUCCGGAUCUGUCUCUACAGUAGUCAGUACACUUCCACUGUCACCGAUAGCAAUCUGUCAGUCAAUCAACGGUGGUCUUCUGGUCACUUUGAAAGACAGUAAAACAAACUCAUUUGAAUUAAAAUCUGACAGCAAACGUCUGUUGCGUCACAUAACGAUGACUGGUGACGACAUUCGUGAGUAUGAGUUCCAGGAGGACGGGAAGACCAGACUGUUUACUGUACCUAUCAAAGUCAAACAGAACGGUAACUCUGACAUCUGUGUUGCUAAUUACACAUCUGAUGUUACGGGUAACGUGGUGAUUCUGUCAUCCUCUGGUUGUCUGAGAUCUGUCUAUCACGGACAGAACCUGAAUAAGGACUUUUGUCCGUGUGACGUGGUGUGUGACUCUCGAUGUAACAUCCUUGUUACUGACCUCAACAAUCAUCGGAUCCAUCUGCUGAGUCCUGGCGGAGAGUUCCUGAAAUUUUUACUGACUGAGAAUGAAGUAGAUAAUCCAUUCAAAUUAUCUCUGUUUGGAUCUACCCUGUGGGUGGGGAAUUUUAAAGGCACUGUAAAACUGUUUCAGUUUCAAUAUUGAUCGGUAGAGUACAAGCUUUCUGACGUAACUUUGGAUUAAAUAGUGGAAAUAUGUGUUGUGAUCCACACUUUAACAUAACCUAAAUAACGUCUUGAGUCAAUUGAUCGGAUAAGUUAUAACUUGGAUUUAUUAUUCGUACUUUACCUACCUUUCAGUAACGACUGGAUAUUAAGAAACUCCCAUACUAGCAACAGUCACUGAAAUUGUGUGAUAUACAUUACGUAUUGGCUUUGUAAAAUAGCAUCACAAUAUAAAUGUUUUGAGACUUUGAAUUGAAUGUGAUGUUUUCCUGUCAUCUCUCAAAUAAGUUUUAAAAUAGUUAUUUCAACUGGUUUAUCCUGUCAUAUGUUUGAAUCAACUUACGAAACAUUCUCUUUACAUACGAAUUACAUAUGUACGAGUUACUUAUAUAAUAGAGUAUGGAA